Messenger RNA from Penicillium waksmanii, 2748 nucleotides. Its product is annotated as protein kinase family protein. Gene Ontology annotation, molecular function: ATP binding; protein kinase activity. Gene Ontology annotation, cellular component: cytoplasm; centrosome; nucleus. The coding region runs from base 1 to 2748 and encodes 915 amino acids. Gene Ontology annotation, biological process: protein phosphorylation; chromosome segregation. Lineage: Eukaryota; Fungi; Ascomycota; Eurotiomycetes; Eurotiales; Aspergillaceae. The transcript is spliced from 3 exons. The record is from RefSeq and is a predicted model, not a curated record.
AUGGCGAAACCCUACCGAAGAUCAUUUGAUGAGAUAUGCGACGAAUUAUAUUUGAAGUUUCUCGGGAGGUUUGAGCGAUCCAAGGAAGAAGAAAACAGAUUUGCCCCAACUGGAACGGCAGAGGAGGUUCUGCAGCCCGAUGUUCUGUAUCGCUUCUUCGGAAGUCUAGACUGGUCGGACACCUCAGGGGACUGUAUGACCGGAGGAGAUCUUAUCAAAAGGUUGAAAGAAAGGGAUCUCUACAACUUUCUUGCCAUUUUGAUUUUCACCACUUGCAAUAUUGAGGCCGCUCGAACAUUUACAGCCGAGCUUUUAGUCAAAGAGAUAUUUGAGGGCAACUUAUACUCUCUUCCCGCUGACCGCGCCAUUCUCAGGUCUUUAUUUGGAGAGGAUGUCACACCUGAUAAAUUUGUCGCACAGCAAGCCUGCUUUUGCCCUAUUAUCAUCCAUCAAGGGAGAGAACAAAUUGUCGAAACUCCAAAAAGGCGUCGUCUCCCCUACCUAGAGGAGGAACUACUAUCACAGGGGUCUUUUGGAAAGGUUUACAAGGUCAAGAUUGCCAAAGGGCACUUUCAGAGCCAUCGCACUGAGGCAGAGACAUCAAAUACGGCACCUUUGGAGAUUGCGCGAAAGGACUAUGUUAUCAGCAGCCAAUUUCCUUCAAACGACAAAGAACACGAGGUGCUGAAGAAAAUUCUUGCGUCUGAUCGAUCAUGCGACAAUAUCGUCGAAAAUUUCGGCAGCCUUGCAAUCGGACCGACAAUGUACAGCAUUUUUAUGCCGCUCGCUAUCUGUGACCUGAGUGCGUACAUGAUGGAGUACCACAAAGCCAAACCCAGCACAACAGGCGAGAAGGCUGCGAUAAUUCUCUCCGCUCACGGGCUAGCUCGAGGACUCCAUUUCCUGCACCAUGAGAUGAAGACACCUCUAGGGGAGGACCUGGUCUGUUAUCAUAUGGACUUGAAGCCAAGCAACAUCCUGAUAUUCCAAAACAGUGGAGGAGAACAGGUUUGGAAGAUUAGUGAUUUUGGUAUGGCUCGCGUCAAAUUAAGAGAUACUGGCGGAUCAAGGGACAAGGAGAGGGAUUUCAAUAGUUGGUUUGUUCAACGGCAGAAGCCUUCGGAGCCUACUCCUAGUCCCACUUUCAAUCCACAUGGAGAAGGCACUUAUCUAGCACCUGAAUCACUUGCCGCAAUCCGAAGCAUGAAAGCAAGCAGUGAUGUUUGGUCCCUUGGGUGUGUUAUCAGCGUGCUAUUUGUCUAUCUGGAGGAAGGUGCAGAUGGUGUGGUCCAAUAUCGAGAGGAAAGAUCGGACCAUCCUAAAGCAGAUGGAAUAGAUCGUUUCUUUCUUCGCGACAAGGGGUUUGGGCCUUUCAGCCCUCAUCCUGUUGUCGAGCAUUGGCACAGAAAGUUGGUUCUCGCAGCCAAGCAGCGUGAUCCCACAGAAGGUGCGGGCCUAGAAUAUAUGCUGAAAUUUCUUAGAAAUUCCGUCUUCCAAGAUCAAAUAAAGCGAUGCAGCGCCAGGGAGGUUGGGAACAAGCUUCGCCAGAUAUUCCAGAGCUACUCUAGCUUGCCCACGGAGACUUCAUCAACACCACCUAAUAAUAGGCUCACUCUGAUGGAAAGGGUAGUCGGUCGUCUAAGAGGCAGAAGAGAACCCAUCGACAGUGACAAAAGAACCGGCAAAUGGUCGCUCAAAACAAAUGAGCCUUUCAAAAAUUGCGAAAUAUCCAGUGACGGGUCACUUGUUGUGUUCUGGAGUGACAGGAAACUAACACUUUUCACAUCGCUUUCGCUGUCAAGUAGUACAUCUGAUGCAAAGCCACAGGCGGAAUGGUCACUGGAGCAGCCCAACUGUAUUCUGAAUAGCAUCCGACUUACAAGUCACCAUUUGCUAGCCACCACAUCUGGGGGUACCUUCCGAUGUGACAUAUUUGCUUUGAAAAAAGCAAAGUCGGUAGAUGCCAGCUUCGAUCACCGUCGGGGCUUUACAUUGCAGCAGCCGGAGAUAUCCGAUAUUGCCAUUUCGUCUGAUAGCAAAAACAUGGCUUGUAUCUUGCAUGGAAAGGAAGGGGCCCAAAAGCCGGCACUGCUAUACGUUGCACCCGUUGCGUCCGCAGAUGAAUGCACAUGGGUAGAGGAUCUCGAUUGGCCGGCGACUGAAAUUUCCGACCUAUCCUUUCCAACAGGAAAUGAUAUUUACUUUGUUGUCCGUCCAAAAGUCAGCAUUCGCAUUCAUGAAGAAAAGGCGAUUCUCGUUCAUGUAUGCCACGCAUCUAAGCGGCUAGAAACCGUCAGAAUUGAAUCAGCGGGCCUUGAUCAUAGCGGAGCCAACGUCGGGAUUUUCACCACCUUUGCCCCUAUUUAUCAACUGUUCGAUACAUGUGCCAUCAUAACUAAACAGAAUCGGCUAUACAUACAAAGCCUCGAUGAAGCAGAUAGCUCGCUCGCCAUUCAGGCUCAAAUCAAGAAUUACCGCAUACUAAAAUUGAUGACUGGAUGGAAUCAAGGCCGGAUGUUCGCGAUUGGAAGACAUGUGUCAGGUCAUACCUUGAUUCUGUUGGAGGUAAAUCUUCACCAGCCACAGGUUGGUGAUGUUUUUAUACAAGAGCUGGCUCGACUUCCGGGCCUAGCCUACGGUGACCAGUUUGUCGCGACAUUGGGCCGCAUUCAAGGGGGUAAAUACCUUCUACUGGCGGCGUUAAUGAGUGCUAACCAGCGUGCUAUUUACAAGGUACUGAUUGACUAA